GUCCCGGUGGUCGGCCCUCCUUCCCGUUCCCUUUCCCGGGGGAGCAGAUGGAGCCCGCCAACGGCAGCCCGCCGGACUCCGGCUUCUCCCAGCAGGCCACCCCCCGCCUGCUCAUCGAGGACUCCCAGCCCGACAGCCGGGGCCCGGACCAUGGGCCCGGCCUGCUCGCCCGACACCUGCCUCACCUGCAAGCCCCCGAAGGCGGCCCACGCCCGGUGAUGUCGGGCAGUGAGCAAACAGCUCCAGAAGGAGGACCGGAAAGCAGCAGUGGGCUUGCCGAGCAGGUGGAUGAAAGAAGGAGUUUAGAGCCCAUGGACACAUCCAGCCCCUCAGACCUGGAUGGUUCGCUAAGCCAGGUCAUCGAACGACUACCGCCACAGCCCAACAGGAAAAUCAGCCUGCUUGGGGCAGCCAUGGAAGCAGAGGAGGAGGAGAAGGCCGGGGCAGAAGACUCUGAAGACUGCACUCCGUGCUCCCUUGUGGCUGAAGAUGCGGGCACGUCUCAGCUGGGCUUCGGGGCGCUGGAGCUCUCCCAGAGCCAGGACCUCGAGGAACCCAUUCCCCCAACCAAGCCGGACAGUGGAUCACCGCUGCAGCUGGGAACUGCAGGCCUCGUGCCAACUGCCCCCAACUCCCCCACUGAACCGUGCUCUGCCCACCCUGCCAACCUGCCUGCAGUGCAGUCCGGUGAAGAGGCGCCUACAGAAAGCUGGCAAAGGGAGCCGGAGGAGAGGUCAGCGGCCGUGCCCUCCCCCUGCCGUGCCUCGCCAGCCGUGGUUCCCCAAGCUGCUGCCGAGUCCGCUCAGAGGCUGGCAGCCUCCCCGGAGCUGCCAGGAAGCGGGGCUCAGGAACAGGAGGCUCUGACAGCAGGUCAUCCGGAGCCCCAGGUUGUGUCCAGCCAGGAAGACAUGUUUGACCCGAGCCUGCCCCCAGCUCCCGGAGCCCACUGCUCCCCUUCCCGGGUGCACUGCGGGUAUGGCGACCGCAGCGAUGGCAAUCUUGGUGGCGGCAACCAUGCCUGUUCCCUGGCAUCCACUCCUGCCAGCACACUGCAACUCCUGCACCUCUCCGGACAGGAAUCCUUUGUGCAGGAAAGUCUGUCCACGGCUUCCUCUGAACUCGUCGCUCCUUCCCCAGACGCUUUUCGGUCGGCCCCAUUUAUCGUCCCCAACACGCCCACUGGGCCCCCUGGGCCAGAAGAGGAGGCAAUGGAUGUGGCGGACACCCCCGUGGGAGGAGGAGAGGAUGCUCGGCAGAAACCUCAAGAUGAUGAGCCGAUGGAAACGGACGCUCCCCUGCCCCCAAGCGAACCCUCUGUGUUCCCACAGGCUUCGACUCCCGUGUCACAGAGCGCCCCAGCCUUCACGCCGAGCUCCUUCCCCAUCCCAUCGCAGCCGGAGUUUUCUCAUGACAUCUUUCUUCCCUCGCCUAGCUUGGAGGAGGGGCCGAGCAGAGAGGAGGGCCCAAGUACCCAGCCGACGAAGUCGUCAGCUGACGUGGACCUGUCUCCGACAGCGGAGUCCUGCAAGUUGGUGCUCUCUGCCAGCGAGGGCCUCGAGUCUUCCCAGGCUGAGGGUCGGGGCACCGGUCAGCUUGACACUGACCCAGAGAGCUCCCAGAUCCAGGAGACAGGCCCCUCGGAACCCCAGCUCCGUCCCACGGAGGAUUCACACGGACAACCGAGCCUACCACAGGACGGCCAGGCGGCUCCGGGGGCCGACCACCAGCCCUCCUCAGCAGCGGGGGCGGCCAGCACCGUGAUCCCCAGAGGCCAAGACGGGGAAGAGGCAGCAUCCAGGGAGGCUGACACAGACCUCACGGAUGGCGCGCCUAGGGCCAGGGCUGCUCCCUCUCCCCACACGUAUCCCCCUACAUCUCCCCCGACUCAGGCCCAAGCUGCUGUGAGAGGCUUAGAGCAGGAAGAGAUUCUGGAUGUGGAAGGCUGUCCAUCUGAGGAAGUGUCUUCGGCGUCUGAGGUUGAGCAAGUCCCCGAGACACCUUGUGAGAGCCAGGAGCAGAGCCAGGGCCUGGAACAGCACCAGGGGCUGGAGCAGGGCCAGAAGCAAAGCCAGGGGGUGGGGCAGGGCCGGGGGAAGGCCCAAGGGCCGGAGCUGAGUCAGUUGCAGGGCCAGGGACUGAGCCAGGAACAGGGCCAGAGGCUCAGUCAGGAGCAAGGCCAAAGGCUAAGCCAAGAACAGGGCCAGGAGCUGAGCCAGGAGCAGGGCCAGGGGUUGAGCCAGGAGCAGGGGCAGGAUCUGAGCCAGGGGCAGGGCCAGAGGCUGAGCCAAGAACAGGGCCAAAGGCUGAGCCAGGAACAGGGCCAAGGGCUGAGUCAGGAACAGGGCCAGCGGCUGAGCCAGGAGCAGGGCCAGCGGCUGAGCCAGGAGCAGGGCCAGCGGCUGAGCCAAGAACAGGGCCAGGAGCGGGGUCAGAGGCUGAGCCAGGAGCGGAGUCAGAGACUGAGCCAGGAGGAGGGCCAGAGGCUGAGCCAGGAGGAGGGCCAGAGGCUGAGCCAGGAGGAGGGCCAGAGACUGAGCCAGGAGGAGGGCCAGAGGCUGAGUCAGGAGCAGGGCCAGGAGCUGAGCAAAGGACAGGGCCAGGAGCUGAGCCAGGUGCAGGGUCAGGGGCUGAGCCAGGAGCGGGGCCGGGGGCCGAGCCAGGAGCGGGGCCACAGACUGAGCCAGGUGCGGGGCCAGAGGCUGAGCCAGGAGGAGGGCCAGAGGCUGAGCCAGGAGGAGGGCCAGAGGCUGAGCCAGGAGGAGGGCCAGGGGCUGAGCCAGGAGCAGGGCCAGGGGCUGAGCCAAGAACAGGGCCAGGGGUUGGACCAGGAGCAGAGCCGGCAGGGAAAGGGUCCAGAGCAAUGCCAGGGGCAGGAGCAGAAUGAGAGAGGAGAGCAAGACAGCCAGAGCAGCAUGUCCCUGCAUCUCUGUCUUUCUCAAUCUCAGUGGCCAGGGCUGGGUGUCUGCAGGGACAGCCAGAGUCAGGUGGGCCCAGACGCGAUGGAGGUCGAAGUCAGCGAGUGCAGCGGGAAUUCUGCGGCAGCGCUGCCUGAGGCACACCGGGAACUGGAUCUGGAGGCUCGAGCGGCUGAUGGAGGACCUAGUUCAGAAGACUCUGGGAUGCUAACCGCCGAAGGACAAGGAGGGCAAGGUCAGUGUGGCCCAGCCGACUGCCCCCCCGUGCUCAGCCUGGCACGGGACAGAGCACCUGACGCACCCCUCCAAAGCACAGCUACUCCGGGGAGUGAAGCCCAGCCACAGAGUCGAGGGGAGAAGAGCCAAGAACCCGGAGGGGAGGGACAGAAGCCCAUGACUAUGCAGGAGAACUCCCAGCAGCCCCUGGGGCUCUCUGGGCAGCCGGCUCACGUGAUGAGAACCGGACUAGGAAAGCAUCCACCCGAGGAAGUCGACAAUUUCUUAAUUAAAUGCUCCAAGAUGGAUGACACCAAGCGGAUGGGAAGCCAUGGUGAGACCCAGCAGGCAGAGGGGGUAGCGGAGCCCCUGCCCCCAAGUCCCUGUGAGAGCUCCAGUGCUCCCCACGUGGCCUCUGCGUGUGUGUCUGAAGCCCCGUUCCGGUUCACCCUGCCGAAGGAGGGUGAGCUCAUCCCGCCCCUGAGCAGCACGCCCCCUCUGCUGAUGGAGCACCUGAAGCGGGGGCCCCGGAGGCACAGCACGCCCAUCGCACCUGCAGUGGAGGGCGGCUGUCCGGAGAGCACCAUGGCCACCAGCGAAGUUAUGGCCGAAAGCUCGGUGAGCGCCAGCGACAGCACCAUUGACAGUGAAAAGGGGGCGAGGGCAGGGGCCGCCGGCACGGAAGGGGAGCUUUGCCUGAUGAUGAAACUGGUCAGCCCAGAAACCGAGGCCAGUGAGGAGUCUCUACAGUUCAGUUUGGAAAAGCCAAUAACCGGAGAAUGGGAAAAUGGAUCCGCCGCUGUUGCCGGGGCCGUUGCCAGCCUCCAACAGCCCAUCUCCGUGUUCAGUCGGGUGUGUGAAGUGCGACAGGAGGAUGAGGCCAGGGGCCGUGACUCACCCACUGCCCAUCUCAGAGGCCCCCUGUUCCGAUUCCCGAGCCUGCAAGCGGAGGAGGAGGAGGACAAGAAGGAAGAGCUGGCAGGCAACCACAGGACUCGGCUGGGCCACCAACCUGGCAAGCCUGGCCAUCCCGCCCAGGACUCGACCUCCCCACCGCCUUUGCAGAGGCAGCCCCCCACCCCACGGCCGACCAGCCAGAAGGGCCCGGCCUUGGACGGGGAUGGGCCAGAAGGCCAAGAAGGGGAGAGGAAAGCCAGUCCGGACCAGCCUUCCCAGGACAUACGGAGCCCGGACCCCCAGCCCAGCACUCGGCACAAAGGCAUCCAGACCGUGGCCCCGGCCUCCGUGGCCCCCGCCGCCGUGUCGGCGGCCACACAGACCCCGGGUGGCCGGGGCAGCCAGGUGGAGGUGGGGACGAAUACGGCGGGCCAGAGCCUCGGGAAGCAGGAUGCCAAGAUCCAGACGGAGAGAAGCCAUGGCCAGGGAGACACCACGGAUUCACUGCCCGGCCAGGAGGAAGAGGAGGCAUUUGAGCUGCCCCAGCCGCCGCCUGGCCAGGUCCUGCAUCGCCACGUAAGGACCAUCCGGGAGGUCCGCACGCUGGUCACGCGUGUGAUCACAGAUGUGUACUACGUGGAUGGCGCAGAGGUGGAGCGGAAGGUCACGGAGGAGACGGAGGAGCCGGUGGUGGAGUGCCAGGAGUGCGACACGGAGGUCUGUCCGUCGCCGGCCGGCGGCUCGUCGGGCGACCUGGCGGACAUCAGCUCCUCGUCCUCCAAGGCCUCCAGCCUGCAGCGCACGUCUAGCGCGCACAGCAGCAGCGGCGGCAGUUCCGGGAGGGGAGCUGGACUCCCCCUCCCCCGUGGGAAAGGCAGCAGCGCCCAGCACGGCGAGUUCACCUGCCCUGGAGCCCCAGCGGGGCUGGGCACACCCAGCCCCCGGAAAGGCGGGGUGCACAUGGGGGCACCGGCGCCCGAAGAGGGUGGAGAAGCAGCAACCGGCAGUCGGCAGGGGAGCAAGGGAGCAACCACUCCCCGUGGACGGGGACGCCGGGGCCGUCCCCCUUCUCGAACCGCCGGAACCCGAGACGCAGCAGGGCCGGGCAUCGAGGAUGGGUCUGCCAGCGUCUCUCCGGACGACCAGCCUUACACCCGCGUCGUGUCUCGACCGGCGGAGGGUGGCCGGCGGGCCGAGGCGGGAGCCACGUCCUGCCGCCGCAGCAACUCCCCGGAGAUCCCACUGCAGGGCCCACCCGGGGACCCCGAUCCUGCCGGUGGAGUCGGCGGCAGCUUUGUGGGGCUCCGUGUGGUGGCCAAGUGGUCUUCCAACGGCUACUUCUACUCUGGGCGGAUCACCCGGGCCGCCGGCGGAGGCCGGUACAAGCUGCUGUUCGACGACGGCUACGAGUGUGACGUCCUGGGCCGGGACAUCCUGCUCUGCGACCCCAUCCCGCUAGACACGGAGGUCACCGCGCUCUCCGAGGAUGAGUACUUCAGUGCGGGGGUGGUCAAGGGGCACCGGAAGGAGAGCGGGGAGCUGUACUACAGCAUCGAGAAGGAGGGCCAACGGAAGUGGUACAAGCGCAUGGCCGUCAUCCUGUCCCUGGAGCAGGGCAACAAGCUGCGGGAGCAGUAUGGGCUGGGGCCCUACGAGCCCACCACGCCCCUCACCAAGGCCGCUGACAUCAGCUUAGAUAACCUGGUGGAGGGGAAGCGGAAACGGCGUAGCAACGUGGGCAGCCCGACGACACCCAGUGGGGGCAGCGGCGUCACCCCCCCGCGCCGGGCCCCCGACAGCCCCCGGCUCCCCUCCGGCCUCCUGUCCGGGAAGAGGAAGCUGGUCCCCCUGGAAGAGGAGCGGUCACCAGCCAAGCGAGGGCGCAGGGUCGGAGCCGGGAAACCUGGGACUUUGGGGGCUGGGGAAGGCGAGCACCCCCCUUGUGAGGCUGGGGACCCCCUGGCCCCAGAGGACCAGCGGGGACCACUGCCCCAUAACAAGACCCUGUUCCUGGGCUACGCAUUCCUCCUCACCAUGGCGAGCGCCAGCGACCAGGUGACCAGUCACCAGAAAGUGCCCAACGGCCCUGCAGGAAGCAGUGAGGAAGAGGACGAAUUUGCAGAGAUGCCGCCGUACAACAAGCAGCACACUGAGGCCCAGCUGCGGGCGGGGUCAGGCUACAUCUUAGAAGACUUCAACGAAGCCCAGUGCAACAUGGCCUUCCAGUGCCUCCUGAUCGCCGACCAGCACUGCCGGACGCGGAAAUACUUCCUGUGCCUUGCCAGCGGGAUCCCCUGUGUGUCCCACGUCUGGGUCCAUGACAGUUGCCAUGCCAACCAGCUCCAGAACUACCGCAACUACCUGCUCCCCGCCGGCUACAGCCUCCAGGAGCAGAGGGUCGUGGAGUGGCAGCCCCGGGAGAGCCCCUUCCACGGGCUGAAGGUGCUGUUGGUGUCAGAUGAGCAGGAGGGCUUCCUGGAGCUCUGGGCUGAGACCCUCAUGAGCGGAGGGGCCGCCUUGGUGAAGCAGCACCACUCCAGCUCCCAGAACAGAGAUGUGGCCUUGGGCGUGUUUGACGUCGUCGUGACGGACCCAUCCUGCCCGGCCGCGCUGCUCAAGUGUGCGGAGGCGCUUCACCUGCCCGUUGUGGCUCAGGAGUGGCUCAUCCAGUGCCUUGUCGCUGGGCACCGAGUCGGCUACCAGCAGCACCCCAGAUACAGGCCUGACUGCGGCCCUCGCUGACGCCUCCCUGUCCCCUCCCCACUUUUACGGCUGGGUGGAACCCGACCAUUUUAUCUCCGUGUCUGUCUGUCUGUGUUAGCUGCGCUGCGUGCAUGAAUCACUGUACAUAGUUUUAUCUGCUGGACUUUUAUGACAAAAUAAAUGUUGGAUCUCUA
Tachyglossus aculeatus (Australian echidna) is the source of this 6925-nucleotide messenger RNA. It is a transcript of the gene TP53BP1, whose product is annotated as tumor protein p53 binding protein 1. The transcript has 27 exons. The record is from RefSeq and is a predicted model, not a curated record. Gene Ontology annotation, biological process: positive regulation of transcription by RNA polymerase II; DNA damage checkpoint signaling. The coding region runs from base 48 to 6770 and encodes 2240 amino acids. Gene Ontology annotation, molecular function: histone binding. Gene Ontology annotation, cellular component: nucleus. Lineage: Eukaryota; Metazoa; Chordata; Mammalia; Monotremata; Tachyglossidae.